AUGGUAGUUUUACACGAAUGUGAUGAAUAUGGUGUCAUUCUAAAACUCCAAAAUGCUGAAGAGAGAUACGCAAUGUGGCGUGCAUGUAUGAGAGGUUGCAAAAAAGGAUUAGGUAGAGAGGAGUUUGAUCGUAUUAUGCUGGAGGUUUAUGGGGAUAUAUAUGGAUCUUUUAGCAAUUCUGACCCCCAAUCUUCCUCUUCGGGUUCCAUGGAAAUCCUGAUAGAAACUUCGGGCUCCUUUAGUAAGAAGGUGAUGGGCUAUGAACAAAUAUCCAUGGAUGAGGUGGAGAUAGAGAAGCUUCGCUCUUUACGAAAGGUGUCCUAG
Vicia faba (fava bean) is the source of this 324-nucleotide messenger RNA. Lineage: Eukaryota; Viridiplantae; Streptophyta; Magnoliopsida; Fabales; Fabaceae. The record is from the annotation of a GenBank genome assembly.